GCGGCCGUUGGAGGCGGCCUUGCAGCGCAGUGCGUGUGAGCUCAGCGCGUCGCAGCUCGGGAAGACGCCGACCGCCCCCGGCCCGGCCCGGCCCUGCCCUGCCUCGCCUCGCCCCGCUCCUCCCCGCCCUCACACAGGCGAGUCCUGCCCGGGGCCGGGCCCAGCGGGGUGGCCGCGGCGGCGGCAUAGAUGUGCAACUGACUGAACUGACACGCACACAGCUUCAAGAGGCCGAGAAUGAUAUUAAGAGAUCGUCUUACUAGAUGCACACAAAUUAUACGCAGAAGUAGACUUCAACCAGGAAGGCCUCUGUCUUCUCCACUUUUUCAAGAGAGGAAAAAGUCUCGUAGUUCAUGUUGUUUACAUCAACUUGAGUGACAGUGGAAGAUUAUCAACUGGCAGUGCAAAUACACACAGCAUGAAACUGCAGGUUUUUAAAAAGAAUUUCUGUGAAGACUUCCCUGGAAACAAAUGUACAUGAAGAAUUUUCUUUAUGAAGACCAUCAAGUUGGAUCACCUGGUAACAUGACUUAAGCACACUACUACUUUGUAUUCAUUUGAGCCUUAAAAACGAUAAGGGUAACACAUGAACUUUGACCCACUUCUGAUGAGUAUUCUAGACAUGAGUUUGCAUCGGCAAAUGGGCUCUGAUCGGGACCUGCAGUCUUCUGCCUCUUCAGUAAGUUUGCCUUCAGUUAAAAAGGCACCAAAGAAAAGAAGAAUUUCACUGGGCUCCCUCUUCCGAAGGAAAAAGGAUACAAAACGCAAAUCUAGGGAUUUAAAUGGAGGGGUGGAUGGAAUUGCAAGUAUUGAAAGUAUACAUUCUGAAAUGUGCACAGACAAGAACUCUAUCUUCUCCACAUGUACCUCUUCUGACAAUGGCACCACCUCUAGCAGUAAACCAACUGGAGACUUCAUGGAGUGCCCCUUGUGUCUAUUACGGCACUCUAAGGACAGGUUCCCAGAAAUAAUGACUUGUCACCAUAGAUCCUGUGUGGAUUGCUUACGUCAGUAUCUCCGGAUAGAAAUCUCUGAGAGUAGAGUUAAUAUCAGCUGUCCAGAAUGUUCUGAACGAUUCAAUCCACAUGACAUUCGUUUGAUAUUAAACGAUGACAUCUUGAUGGAAAAAUACGAAGAAUUUAUGCUUAGGCGAUGGCUUGUUGCAGAUCCAGAUUGUAGAUGGUGCCCAGCUCCAGACUGUGGAUAUGCUGUGAUCGCUUUUGGCUGUGCCAGCUGUCCCAAACUUACUUGUGAACGUGAAGGCUGUGGAACUGAGUUCUGCUAUCACUGUAAACAGAUUUGGCAUCCAAACCAGACCUGUGACGCUGCUCGCCAAGAGAGAGCCCAAAGUCUACGCUUGAGAACAAUUCGUUCUUCAUCUAUUAGUUAUAGCCAAGAGUCAGGAGCAGCAGCCGAUGACAUAAAGCCAUGUCCACGAUGUGCUGCUUACAUAAUAAAAAUGAACGAUGGAAGCUGCAAUCAUAUGACUUGUGCUGUCUGUGGUUGUGAAUUCUGUUGGCUGUGUAUGAAAGAGAUCUCAGAUUUGCAUUACUUAAGCCCAUCAGGUUGUACUUUUUGGGGAAAGAAACCAUGGAGUCGUAAGAAGAAAAUACUGUGGCAACUGGGGACGCUUGUUGGGGCUCCUGUAGGGAUUGCUUUAAUAGCUGGUAUUGCCAUUCCUGCUAUGAUCAUUGGGAUCCCUGUGUAUGUGGGACGUAAGAUUCACAAUCGCUAUGAAGGAAAAGACAUUUCGAAGCACAAGAGAAACUUGGCUAUCGCAGGUGGUGUAACCUUGUCUGUAAUUGUUUCUCCAGUUGUAGCUGCAGUAACUGUAGGUAUUGGCGUUCCCAUUAUGUUGGCUUAUGUGUAUGGAGUUGUUCCUAUCUCCCUCUGUCGAAGUGGAGGUUGUGGUGUGUCUGCAGGCAAUGGAAAGGGUGUCAGGAUAGAAUUUGAUGAUGAAAAUGAUAUAAAUGUUGGUGGAACAAAUGCAGCCAUAGAUACUACUUCUGUGGCAGAGGCACGACAUAACCCUAGCAUAGGGGAAGGAAGUGUGGGAGGACUGACCGGCAGCCUGAGUGCAAGUGGUAGCCAUAUGGAUAGAAUAGGAGCCAUUCGAGAUAACCUGAGUGAAACUGCUAGCACCAUGGCACUAGCUGGAGCUAGUAUAACAGGGAGUCUAUCAGGAAGCGCAAUGGUCAACUGUUUUAACAGGUUGGAAGUUCAAGCAGAUGUGCAAAAAGAGCGAUACAGUCUGAGUGGAGAAUCUGGUACGGUUAGCUUGGGAACGGUUAGUGACAACGCCAGUACAAAAGCAAUGGCAGGAUCCAUUCUGAAUUCCUACCUCCCAUUGGAUAGGGAAGGUAACAGCAUGGAGGUGCAAGUUGAUAUUGAAUCGAAGCCAGCUAAAUUCAGACACAAUAGUGGAAGCAGUAGUGUUGAUGAUGGCAGUGCUCCAGGUCGUAGUAAUGCUGGUUGUUCAUCAGCCAGCUUGCCAGAAAGUAAAUCUAGUGCCACCAAGUGGUCCAAAGAGGCGACGGCAGGAAAAAAAUGUAAAGGUAAACUGAGAAAAAAAAGUAGCAUGAAGAUAAAUGAGACCAGAGAGGACAUGGAUGCUCAGUUGUUGGAGCAACAAAGCACAAACUCAAGUGAAUUUGAUUCUCCCUCUCUGAGCGAUAGCAUCCCGUCUGUAGCAGAUUCCCACUCAAGUCAUUUUUCAGAGUUUAGUUGCUCUGAUAUGGAAAGUAUGAAAACGUCCUGUAGCCAUGGUUCCAAUGAUUACCACACUCGCUUCACUACAGUCAGUGUCCUCCCCGAGGUAGAACACGACCGCUUGGAAAAUUCUCCACAUCAGAGUGGAAUUCCUGUGUUGGCUCCAACCGCCCCAAGCACUGACGUCCCACAACUGAGUUACAUCGCUGAAGAAAGUGUUCAUAAUGGAACUUCAGCUGAUGUGGAUUUAGAUAUUGGUGAGACACUGAAAGAAACAAACAACAAUCAUUCACAACACGCUGUGGAAUUAAACACUGCGAUUCAGACUGAAAUUUAGACCUAUAAGUGCUGCAAAAUUAUAUUUACCACUAAAGAGCCCUGUCUGAAAGCUGGUUGAACUACAUGUGACUACUGUAAGUCCCAAGUGACCAGCAGAAGCAAGGUUUUGAUGCAAUUAUAUUUUAUAUGUACCUGUCUAGUAAGGCAGAAUGCUUCAUGUGGAUCUUAGUUACAGACCUAUGUGAAGUGACAAAGGCUUUAACAAGUGCAUUACUACACAACAAAUAAGUUAAUGUUUUGUAUUUUUGCCACAACUUUGCUUGAAAGUAUAUACUUGAUGUAUUCAAUACAAAAUUGGCAAAUUUGUAUAAUGUUAAAUGCUAAACUGAAUAGCGUCCUGCACUGUUCACUUGAAAAUGUGGGGCUGGGGAUAAGUGGGUGUUAGAUGAGUAGUAGUAACUUUGAUAUCAUUCUAGAGUGAACACUAAGGGAAGCAAAAGUCUUGCAAAGACUAUACAGGUAUGUUUCAGUAACGAAUAUUUGUAAUGACCGUUUUGGCUCAUAACUGGACACAUUUCAAAAGUUUGCAUUUAGAAUGAAUCACAUAUCCAGAGAUGGAUGCAGCCUGUGUUAGAAGGGUUUAUAUACUUGCACACUUUGAGCAAUGUUAUGGCAUUUGAAUUAACUUGGACUGGUACUUAGUAUAUGGUAGAAAAGUGACCUCUUUUGAAGAAGAGUGGGAUAAAUUAAUGAUGCGUGCAACAGGCAAAGUGACUAUAUACUGUACAAAAACUGUAAAAUAAGAAACCAUUGAUUUAUAAAUAUAGAGAAGCCGCUACAGUCACCUUUCAUUAGGGGAAGAACAGUGCCCCACAGAUUCUCGGUGCCUUUGGAAAAGACUGGGUUUUAAGUGCCUGGUCGUUUGAGGAUUUUACUGUAAUGUUUUCCAGAAUAUCCUCUUUGGCCAUCUUGGAUUAUAAAGGAAAACUUGAGAGAAUAAAAUGACUGUGGUAGAUAAGUGUAUAAUAAUAAUAAUGAAGUAUUAGCCUACCAAAGACUCACUCAGGCGUCAGUGGAUAAAACUUUCAUGACAUCUGUUUGCAAGACUUGUGCACAUCCCCAGUCACUGAAUUCAAGCACAGUGCAGAACCUGCACAAGUACAAAAGAUGGGUUCUAGAUAUGGCCGUCUUUUUCUUUUUUCUUUUGUAUAUGGAAAAUGUACAGCUAGACACAAACUGAAGUUGGCCAAAGCAUCUGCACUGCUGAAAACAUUUUUGCUAUGUAAUUCACUAAAUCGUGAAAAAAAAUGUGGCUAUCAAUCCUGGUUAACAAUGAUCUGUCUUGUGUUUCUUGUAAGUAUUGCCAUUAUGGUGCUACUGGAAGUUUGAUUGGGUAAAAAGAAAAAUGCCAUGGGCUGCAGUCCUCCUCCAUGACUUGGCCUCACCAAUUUCAUUAGUAUGCUAUAACACUAGUGCCAGUUAUGUUAUUUGAUAACGCUUGUUAUGGUAUUUGUAUAUUUGCAUUUCAGUUUUGCUCAAUACUAUGCGUGUAAACUGCAUACCUGAAAUAAAUGUUGAAGUACUA
This is a messenger RNA of Alligator mississippiensis (American alligator), 4573 nucleotides long. It is a transcript of the gene RNF19A, whose product is annotated as ring finger protein 19A, RBR E3 ubiquitin protein ligase. Gene Ontology annotation, molecular function: ubiquitin conjugating enzyme binding; zinc ion binding; ubiquitin protein ligase activity. Bases 587 to 3046 code for a protein of 819 amino acids. Gene Ontology annotation, biological process: protein polyubiquitination; positive regulation of proteasomal ubiquitin-dependent protein catabolic process; ubiquitin-dependent protein catabolic process. Gene Ontology annotation, cellular component: ubiquitin ligase complex; cytoplasm. The transcript has 12 exons. The record is from RefSeq and is a predicted model, not a curated record. Lineage: Eukaryota; Metazoa; Chordata; Crocodylia; Alligatoridae.